AUGGACUACCUUAAGGUGUGGGGAGUUCCUUCCGAUCAUGCCCCACCGGGUCUCGCAGCCAUUGCCCUCGGGGGCAUUGAAGUCCCCCAACAAACAAUGGGAUCCCAGGCGAGAAUGCUCUCUAGCACCCCCAGGGACUCCAAAAAGGAAUGGGUGGAGGGAGGCUACCUUUUCAUCCGCAGGGGAAAACCCCCAAUGUACAGGCACUGGAAGUUGGGAGCAACGGGAAUGCCCACACCUGCUCAAUGCUUCUCACCUGGGAAGAGCCCGGAGUGGAAGAGAGCUUAUGGCCUCCCAAAGAGACUGUUUUCAGUGUGUCGUGGGUCACCUGGUAACCCCAUGGACUACCUUAAGGUGUGGGGAGUUCCUUCCGAUCAUGCCCCACCGGGUCUCGCAGCCAUUGCCCUCGGGGGCAUUGAAGUCCCCCAACAAACAAUGGGAUCCCAGGCGAGAAUGCUCUCUAGCACCCCCAGGGACUCCAAAAAGGAAUGGGUGGAGGGAGGCUACCUUUUCAUCCGCAGGGGAAAACCCCCAAUGUACAGGCACUGGAAGUUGGGAGCAACGGGAAUGCCCACACCUGCUCAAUGCUUCUCACCUGGGAAGAGCCCGGAGUGGAAGAGAGCUUAUGGCCUCCCAAAGAGACUGUUUUCAGUGUGUCGUGGACCAUGGGGCCGAUGUAUGGGCAGCGAGUGUGGCCCUGGAGGCGGUCAGAGCAGAGCGGUGUGGUGCGCACACUCUGAAGGCUGGACCACCCUGCACACCAACUGCAAUCAGACGGAGCGCCCGGACAACCAGCAGAGCUGCUUCAGAGUGUGUGACUGGCACAAAAACCUGUACGACUGGCAGCUGGGGACAUGGAACGAGUGUGUCCCCGUUUCGCUGCGCAGCGCCGGGGUGCAGCGCCCCGCUGUGUGCACCUGGGGAGAAGAGGGCAUCCAGACCCGUGAGGUGGACUGCGUCCAAAAGGCAAACGGAGAACCAGCGGAGGAUGCAAUCUGCGAGUACUUCGAGCCCAAGCCCCGCCUCGAGCAGGCGUGCAUUAUACCUUGUCCCCGGGACUGCGUGGUUUCCGAGUUCAGCCAGUGGACCUCUUGCUCAAAAACGUGUGGAAUGGGCUUACAGAACCGCAUCCGUUUCAACCGCAUCCGUUUCGUACUGUCGCCGCCACUGUUCGGCGGGGCGUUUUGCCCAAACCUAACUGAAUUCCAAACAUGCCAGCUGGGACUGUGCGAAGGAGAAGAGAAUCUUUACAGCCUCAGGGUAGGACCCUGGGGGUCCUGCUCUGUACCACUGCCAAGGCAAGCCAGACAAGCUGGCAGACCACCCAGAGACAGCGAGAAAUCAUCUGGAGAAAGUGAUAAGCUCUCUAAGGAGGGAGAGAAACAGUCAAGAGGAAAUGAUAAACCUUUCAGAGGGGGUGAUAAACACUCCAGAGAGACCGUUCCCCAGCCUGGCGAGGGAGAAAAGCAGUCAAAAGGAGGGGAUAAGCCUGGCAAGGAGGGUGAGAAACAGCGGAAGGACAAGGACAAAUUAGCCAAAGGGGUCGUCAAACUACCGAGAAACAGAGAUAAACCGUCCAAGGAGAACCGUAAACUAAGCAGAGCGAACACCAAAUCCGACGGUCCGUCUCGGCAGGCGGACAGGCCCAAACGGCAGAAAAAAGCGAAAAACAAGGACAAAAGAGAGAAAGUCAGAGAAAGGUUAAGAGAGAGGGGAAAGGCAAAGGACCCGGAGACAAGAGAACUCAUCAAGAAGAAGAGGACCAGGAACCGUAAAAACCGCGUGGGAGGAAAGUUCUGGGACCUCCAGGUUGGCUCCCAAUCCCGGGAAGUGACCUGUGUCCACAAAAAUGGAAACGUUGAAGCUCUAAGCAUGUGCUCACAGGAGAUCUUGCCAGCCACCUUCCAGGCUUGUGUCAUGGCCAAAGAUUGUGAGGUUAGCGAAUGGUCUGACUGGUCAGCUUGUUCCAAGGAGUGCUAUGAGCCCAAUGGGCCCAAGGGUGAGCGCACACGCACCAGGAAGGUUAGCCAGUUCCCCGUCGGUGGAGGAAAAGAGUGUCCAGAGCUGAUGGAAAAGGAGCUGUGCAGCCCCCAGGGAGAAGGAGUGCCAGCCUGCAUUAGCUACAGUUGGAAGACCACAGAGUGGACAGAGUGCAGGGUGGAUGUGCUGCUGAGCCAGCAGGACCGUCGGCGUGGAAACCAGACUGGCUUGUGCGGAGGCGGAAUACAGACGCGGGAAAUCUACUGUGUUCAAAGUAGUGCUGAUAGGUCUUCCAACGGCACCUCACCGAAGAGCAAAGACAGCGCUAGACCAGUGGACAUUGAGCUCUGCCAGGGCAGUCCUCCGAACAACUCCCAGCUGUGCAACAUCAACUGUCUUGUAGAAUGUGAAGUGUCUUCAUGGAGCGCCUGGGGACCUUGCACCUACGAAAACUGUCAAGAGCAGGCGGCCAAGAAGGGCUUCAAGCUACGUAAGAGGAGCGUUGUCAAUGCGCUGAUGGUGAGCAGCAUGGGGAGCUGCCCCCACCUGGUGGAGGCCAUACCAUGUGAAGAGCCCAGCUGCUACAACUGGCUGGUGACGAGACUGCAGGAUUGCGUCCCCGAACUCGUGGGAGGGUGUGGCCCAGCGGCUCAAAUCCCUGAAGUGACGUGUAUCGAUAGUGACGAUACAUAUGUGGAGAGGCAGCUGUGCCGUGACGCCAUUCUCCCCAUGCCGGUCGUCUGCGAUGUUCCUUGUCCCAAGGACUGUGUCCUAAGUCCCUGGACCCCUUGGUCCCUUUGCUCUCACACCUGCUCUGGAAAAAGUACCGAGGGCAAACAGACCAGAUCUCGGUCCAUCCUAGCCUAUAACGCAGGAGAAGGUGGAGUCCUCUGUCCCAAUGUAAGCUCCCUGCUGGAGGUGAGAAACUGCAACGACCAUCCCUGCACUGUGUACCACUGGCAAACUGGACCCUGGGGCCAGUGUAUAGAGGACACAUCCGUUCUGGCUACCAACACAUCUGCCAUCAGAAUGCACGGUGACGAUGCCUCCUGCUUAGUGGGCAUGCAAACCCGCAAGGUCAUCUGUAUCCGGGUCAAUGUGGGCCAGGUUCCUCCCAAAAAGUGUCCGGAGAGCCUCCGUCCAGACACCGUCAGGCCUUGCUUACUGCCAUGUAAGCGCGACUGUAUCGUGACCCCGUACAGUGACUGGAGCGCCUGCCCAGCUGCGUGUAAAGCAGAUGGCAACACCAAGAAAAAACAGUAUAGGAAACGUAUUAUUAUCCAGUUACCAGCCAAUGGAGGGCUGGAUUGCCCCGAGGUGCUCUCUCAGGAGAAAGAGCGUGAACCUCCAUCUGUCUGCCAUGGUAUCCGCUGGAAAAUUCACAAGUGGCGUCGGUGCCAACUGGUUCCAUGGUCGGUUCGUCAGGAAAGUCCAGGCGCCCUGGAGACUUGUGGGCCGGGACUACAAAUUCGAGCCGUUUCAUGUCGGAAGCUGGACGGCGGACAAGUGGAGGUUGAAGAUUGUCUUAAGUUUGCCAGCCCGAUGCCACCUCUAAUUCAACACUGCCACGUGCCCUGCCAGGAGGACUGUCAGCUGAGUAUGUGGUCUAAGUUCUCCUCCUGCACUGCGGACUGCGUCGGAGUCAGGAUUCGCAAGAGGAUGCUGUUAGGGAAAAGCAAAAAGCGUGAUCAGUGCAAGAAUCACCAACUCUACUCCCUGAGUGAGACCCAGUACUGCCCGUGCAACAAGUAUAAUGCUCAGCCGGUGGGAAACUGGUCGGAUUGUAUUCUACCUGAGGGCGGCCGUAUGGAGGGUCAGCUUGGAAUGAAGAUCCAGGGAGACAUCAAAGAAUGUGGCCAAGGUUAUCGUUACCAGGCCAUGGCUUGUUAUGACCAGGACAACCGCAUAGUAGAGACUUCGCGCUGUAACAGCCACGGAUACAUUGAGGAGGCUUGCAUCAUCCCCUGUCCAUCUGACUGCAAGCUCAGUGAGUGGUCCAACUGGUCACGUUGUAGCAAAUCCUGCGGCAGUGGGGUCAAAGUUCGCUCUAAGUGGCUCAGGGAAAAGCCGUAUAACGGUGGGAGACCUUGUCCUAAACUAGACCAUGUCAACCAGGCUCAGGUUUAUGAGGUUGUGCCGUGUCUCAGUAAUUGCGGUCAAUACGUCUGGGUAGCGGAGCCCUGGAGUGUCUGGAAAGUGAGCAACGUAGAUGUAAAUAACAACUGCGGUGAAGGCGUUCAGACCCGGAAAGUCAGGUGUAUGCUAAACACUAUCGACGGACCCUCUGAGCAAGUAGAGGACUAUCUGUGCGACCCAGAGGAAAUGCCCCUGGGGGCCCGUAAUAGCCGGCUGCCCUGCCCUGAGGACUGUGUGUUGUCAGACUGGGAAGCCUGGAGCCCAUGUGCACUGCCGUGUGGCGGGAAUAGCACCAGGGAAAGGAGCGCUUUCCCACUGCGCCAACCUGGGGAAGGAAAGGAAUGCCCACAUACUAAGGAGAUGGAGCCGUGUAAACUGAACAGUAACUGCUUUCACUACUCCUACAAUAUCACCGAUUGGAGCACCUGUCAGCUAAGUGACCGAGCAGUGUGUGGGAAUGGCAUCAAAACCCGCAUGCUGGACUGUGUGCGUAGCGACGGCAAAUCUGUUGAUCUGAAGUACUGCAAAGAGUUGGGUCUCGAGAGGAAGUGGCAAAUGAACGCUUCCUGUACAGUGGAGUGCCCUGUCAACUGCCAGCUGUCUGAGUGGUCCUCAUGGUCUAGAUGUACACGCACCUGUGGUCUGGCAGGAAAGCUAUGGAGGAGAAGGACGGUGAUCCAGGCUCCUCAGGGUGAUGGCAGACCGUGUCUGUCCCAGAUGGAGCAGUGGAAGCCUUGUCCAGUUAAGCCCUGCUACAGCUGGCAAUACAGCACCUGGUCUGAGUGCAAGUCUGAGGGGGCAAGAUGUGGGGAUGGCCUGCGUUUUAGGAACGUGUCAUGCUUUGUGUCAGACGGGUCAGGUCUGCAGGACAGCAGUUUGGUGGACGAUGAGCUGUGUGGCGAUCUGGAGCUUUUAGUGGACGGUGAUGCAAAAAUUGUUCUGCAGGAACCCUGUACCGUACCCUGUCCAGGUGAGUGCUACCUAAGGGAUUGGACCAGGUGGAGCCCGUGCCAGUUAAGUUGUGUGAACGGAAACGACCUUGGCUUUGGAUCAGUCAGGGUCAGAUCCAGACCUGUAGUAGCUCAGGAUCCAGAGAACUUGUUGCAGUGUCCAGAACAGGAGAUGGAGACAAGCUCAUGUACAGAUGGCCAGUGUUUUGAAUACAAGUGGAAAACCGGGCCGUGGAAGGGCUCUUCGCGCCCUGUGUGGUGUCAGCGCUCUGAUGGUCUAAACGUAACAGGUGGAUGUCCGGUGUCUGCCACACCGAAAUCGGACCGAUCGUGUGACCCUCCCUGCACCAAACCGCGCUCCGUCUGCACAGAGGUGGGUGUGUGUGGCUGUGAACAGGGCUACACUGAAGUCAUGACAUCCGAUGGGCUGCUGGAUCAGUGUACCGUCAUCCCUGUGCUGGAGAUCCCCACCACUGGUGACAACAAGGCUGACGUCAAGACAAUUCGAGCCUUGAACCCCACUCAGCCUGCGUCCAGCACACCGAGCCGAGUGGGACGCACAUGGUUUCUGCAGCCUUUUGGUCCUGAUGGGAAGGUGAAGACCUGGGUGUACGGUGUGGCUGCGGGAGUGUUCGUCCUGCUCGUGUUCAUCAUCUCCAUGACGUACCUAGCAUGCAAAAAGCCAAAGAAGCCACAGCGAAGACAGAUGAACAACCGACUGAAGCCCCUGACUCUAGCCUACGACGGAGAUGCAGACAUGUGAUUGUCCUCGUGUUGACUGCAGCGACCUAAGGACUAUUGUCUCACUGCAGGGCAAGUGGGGUUGUUCACACAUAACACAAUACGUGAAGAACUUCCUGAUAGGAAACGCAACUCUAGAGAUCAAGAAAAAGAAAACUCUUAUGCAGCUCUUAUGUUUCUAUAUUCUUUUCUAUAUUCAUUUUGAUACUUUCAGAGCUGGGAGGAAACCUUGUCCUUUUUCACAGCGCUGCCAUUUUGCUACUGCCACUAACAUUUACAUCAUGCUAAAUGGGAUCAUCUCUGUGUGAUACUUGAUGAUUCUUAUCCAAAUUAUAUACCACAUUUUCCGGACUAUAAGUUGCUCUGAGGUAUAGGUCGCCCAAGCUAGCUAGAGUGCCCUCUGGUGGCUGUCAGUGUGAAAAUAACGAACUUUUAAAUUUUCA
Molecule: messenger RNA, 6250 nt
Organism: Cynoglossus semilaevis (tongue sole)
Lineage: Eukaryota; Metazoa; Chordata; Actinopteri; Pleuronectiformes; Cynoglossidae
Gene: thsd7aa
Product: thrombospondin, type I, domain containing 7Aa
Exons: 34
Coding region: 1-5829 (1942 amino acids)
Biological process (GO): actin cytoskeleton organization
Cellular component (GO): plasma membrane
Source: RefSeq, a predicted model, not a curated record